Messenger RNA from Aaosphaeria arxii CBS 175.79, 1404 nucleotides. RefSeq lists its product as uncharacterized. The coding region runs from base 43 to 1404 and encodes 453 amino acids. NCBI's taxonomy places the organism in Eukaryota, Fungi, Ascomycota, Dothideomycetes, Pleosporales. The record is from RefSeq and is a predicted model, not a curated record. The transcript has a single exon.
CCGCAACGUGUGGUCCAGCUGAUUGAGGGGCGUGUAGAUCCUAUGUCGCAGCCAAUUCUGGCAACGAUGUCGUCGGGCGAAUUUUCGAAGCUCUUGGACCUCUUGGAGGAAAAGGUGGAUGAGUAUGCAGUGAGGCGGAGUGAGGUGAUGAAGAGGACAGCUCAGAUCGCCUUUGGUUCUCAAAAUGGAAGUGCCGGACCUGUCGACGGCUUCCGAGCUGGUUGCCCUCUGAAUCCAUAUCAUGCCUCGAGUUCGAGGAUGGUCGAACAAGGGCCAUCGUCAUCAAGUACGGCGAAUCAGCCCAACAAAGCUCCUGUGCUAUUCUGGAAUCAGACCGCGACUGGGAUCACUGCUGUCAGGAAUCUCGAACCAGUACCUGUUUAUCAGCUCGCGCCCGCCACAGUAGGCAUGAGCCCUUCUUCAAUGAUAUCCCACAUCUCGAGGAUUCUGCCUAAGAUGCGAGAGGAUCACCCGAAUCUAUCGCUCAGGUACAUCAAGAGCGACAUCAUUCUCAAUCCAGCAGACAUUAUAAUUCUCAACCAUUGUAUCGCAUGUCUCCCAUCCAGUUACGGGACCUCUAGCGAGAGCACCGUCUAUUCCCACGUCGUGGAAUUCGGCUGGAACCAUUUGACGGUGAGAUUACGACCAGACGGGCUGCGUUUCUAUCGCGACCUGACGGACAUGAAAUGGAGAGCAUUAGUCACCACCAAACGGAUGGAGGCCAUCGAGACCGAAGAGGCCUACCAGAUCCAAAUGGACCGAAGGUUCGCCGAAAUCAUGAGCGAGAGGGGCAAAAGAAACGGCGAGGAACUGGCCCGGAGGAAAGAAGGCAUCUAUCAAGAAUGGGAUUUCCAGGCCGGAGGCUCGAAAGCACACGUCGAGGCCCUCGAGCGCAGGAAAAGCCAAAUCUGGAACGCCCAAAAGAUGCCGAGCCAAGACCCCAAUGAAGCAGCUCUCAAGGCUCUCGAGGCUCUCGAAGCUCUUAGGCGCGCUGAAAGUUCCAAUGAACCGAAAAAGAGGACGAGGAAACACCCUAUCCCUCGUGACGUUGAAGCGGCCGCAGAAUUCGCAGCAGAAACGGCGGCACGACUCCACGAACAGAUAAAGAGCUUCAAAUUCGCCAAUUUGGAUCCAGAUCUCACGCAGCGAGAGAAAUCGAAGAUAGACGAGCCAGCGCCCGUACGUUCGUCCCUGAAGUCUUCCUGCUUCCCGACACCGGAGAAGGACAAGAAACAUGUCCGGUGGGAGGACGAGGUUGGUAACUGUCCUAAUGGCCUGAAGCCGAUCUUCGAGUACGAGGUUGAUGGCGAUAGUGGCAGUGAUGGCAGCGAUACUGAUGGCGAUAGUGGUAGUGAUGGCAACGAUACUGAUGGCGAUGUCGUCAUGUCGGAGGUCCCUUUGUGA